Arabidopsis thaliana (thale cress) is the source of this 1425-nucleotide messenger RNA. Its product is annotated as UDP-Glycosyltransferase superfamily protein. Gene Ontology annotation, molecular function: UDP-glycosyltransferase activity. The record is from RefSeq and is marked reviewed. NCBI's taxonomy places the organism in Eukaryota, Viridiplantae, Streptophyta, Magnoliopsida, Brassicales, Brassicaceae. The coding region runs from base 10 to 1317 and encodes 435 amino acids. The transcript has 3 exons.
GAUUAAGCAAUGGAGAAGAAAAUGGAAGCAAAGAGAAGGAUAGUGUUAGUUCCAAUUCCAGCACAAGGUCAUGUAACUCCACUGAUGCAACUUGGGAAAGUACUUAACUCGAAGGGCUUCUCAAUUACAGUUGUUGAGGGACAUUUCAAUCAAGUAAGCUCUUCUUCUCAACACUUCCCUGGUUUUCAGUUUGUCACCAUAAAAGAAAGCUUACCAGAGUCUGAAUUCGAGAAACUCGGAGGAAUCGAGUCUAUGAUAACGCUCAACAAAACAAGCGAGGCAAGCUUCAAGGACUGUAUAAGUCAGUUGUUGCUACAACAAGGCAAUGAUAUUGCAUGUAUCAUUUACGACGAGUACAUGUACUUCUGUGGAGCUGCAGCUAAGGAGUUCAGCAUUCCUAGUGUCAUAUUCAGCACUCAAAGUGCUGCAAAUUACGUUUCACAUCCUGAUAUGCAAGACAAGGUGGUGGAAAAUUUGUAUCCAUUACGAUACAAAGACCUACCGACUUCAGGAAUGGGGCCACUAGAUCGAUUUUUUGAGCUCUGUAGGGAAGUAGCCAACAAAAGAACAGCUUCAGCUGUUAUCAUCAACACGGUGAGCUGUCUAGAGAGCUCGUCUCUGUCAUGGCUGGAACAAAAAGUAGGAAUUUCUGUGUAUCCAUUAGGCCCUCUUCACAUGACAGAUUCAUCACCUUCUAGUUUACUUGAAGAGGACAGGAGCUGCAUUGAAUGGCUGAACAAGCAGAAACCAAAGUCAGUGAUAUACAUAAGCAUAGGAACACUUGGUCAAAUGGAAACCAAGGAAGUUUUGGAGAUGUCUUGGGGGUUGUGUAAUAGCAACCAACCAUUUCUAUGGGUUAUCCGAGCGGGUUCUAUCCUUGGCACUAACGGAAUAGAGUCAUUGCCAGAGGAUGUCAAUAAAAUGGUCUCUGAAAGAGGAUACAUUGUGAAACGAGCACCGCAGAUAGAAGUACUUGGACAUCCUGCAGUGGGAGGCUUCUGGAGCCACUGUGGAUGGAACUCAAUACUCGAGAGCAUUGGAGAAGGAGUUCCAAUGAUUUGCAAGCCCUUUCAUGGCGAGCAAAAGUUGAAUGCAAUGUACUUGGAGUGUGUUUGGAAAAUUGGGAUUCAAGUGGAGGGUGAUCUAGAAAGAGGAGCGGUCGAGAGAGCUGUGAAGAGGUUAACGGUUUUCGAAGAAGGAGAGGAAAUGAGAAAGAGAGCCGUCACUUUGAAGGAGGAGCUGAGAGCCUCUGUUAGAGGUGGAGGUUCUUUACACAACUCGCUAAAGGAGUUUGAACACUUCAUGAUGACUCUAUGAAGACAAUUACUUGUGUGGAUGUUAAGAAAUCUAUGUACUUUUCUAUUCUAGAAGAAUCUCGCUACUAUUAAAUAAGAUAAUCAAGGUCUGAAGAUAAGGUUGUCACUG